ACUCUUCUCUCCAUUCCUUUUCCUUUCAUCUUCAAGAUCCAAUCCUUGUGUUUUCCCUCUCACCUUUUCCUCUGUAGUACUAAAAUAACAGCCAAAGACCCAUCCUUUGCUCUCUGCAAACAAGCAAACAAAACUACGUAGUGGUUGUUGCUGGUGGUGGAUGGCAAGAGCCAAUAAAUAUGCCUCUGUUAACUUUAACCAUGUUUAUGACAAAAACAUAAGCAAUUCCACCUCUUCUAAUAACACAAACAACAACCCAUCAAAGCACCAAUCUUCCACUUCCUUUUACUCUACUAUAUCGUCGCCUAAUAGCCCAAACAAUCUGUACAAAAGCCAUCUUCCAUCCUCAUCAACCCGUACACAUGGCCGGAUGCUGGUUCUGACCCGAACCACACCUAAACCUAUACCCUCUAUCCAAACACCACCACUGACUCCCUCACCGAAAACCCCACCUGCCCAUCAAGCUCAAGUUCAAAUCCCGGUUCAAACAGAGGCUGAACCGGAAUCGGACCGGAUUUCUCUACGUCCUUUAGGUCGAACCGGGGCUGGCUCGAUUGCUUCUUCUCCGGUUCAUGGACAGGAGAAGCAGAAGGAGGUUGGGUCUAGUGUGGGGUCGCCUAAAUCGGAUAAGUUUGUGCCACCACAUCUUAGACCGGGUUUUGUUGGGAGAGAGGAAAAGCCCGGACCGGAGGUUUUUAGGGGUAAGGAGGUGGGUCAAAGGCAGCAGCAGCAGUUUUUUGGUUCUCCGGAUCGGUUUGGUGAGGAAGGGAGGCCUAAGUCAGGUGGGUAUGAGAUGAUGAGGAGAUUUGAUGAAUCAAAUCUGGGUUUCGUAAAUCGACCAAUAUCCAGUGGGAACCGGCCCGGUUCAAGUGGAUGAGUUCUUACGACAUUGAAGUCAUCGACAUGGACAAGAACAGAACUUUCUCGAUACUACUACAUACCAGAUACAUCAUUGAGCCCCAGUUUCCAUCUAUUAUUCCCUAAAAAAUCUCGCUGUCUUUUCCAGAGGAUCAGUGGCAUUUUAACUCAUGCAGCCUGGUGGCACCUUUUAGUUUCUUAACUCGGAUGAUAGAAGCUCCUAGAUACCUAUGGAUUGUAGGAUGUGCUUAUGUGAUUUUUUCUGUCUGAUCAGUUUUACCAUUCUGACAUGCAUUUUGUUUGUAUGCUGCCUCCUCCGUAGCUUUUCCUCUUGGAUGUACUUCAAAAAUCUUUGUUCCAUCCUUUUGUACACUUCACAACUAUUAUGGUUAAUCGUUAUCCCAAUAA
This is a messenger RNA of Populus trichocarpa (black cottonwood), 1266 nucleotides long. RefSeq lists its product as uncharacterized. The record is from RefSeq and is a predicted model, not a curated record. Bases 161 to 877 code for a protein of 238 amino acids. Lineage: Eukaryota; Viridiplantae; Streptophyta; Magnoliopsida; Malpighiales; Salicaceae. The transcript has 2 exons.